Messenger RNA from Apaloderma vittatum (bar-tailed trogon), 714 nucleotides. RefSeq names its product microtubule-associated tumor suppressor candidate 2-like. Lineage: Eukaryota; Metazoa; Chordata; Aves; Trogoniformes; Trogonidae. The transcript is spliced from 6 exons. Gene Ontology annotation, molecular function: microtubule binding. Gene Ontology annotation, cellular component: cytoplasm; nucleus. The annotation marks the transcript as partial. The record is from RefSeq and is a predicted model, not a curated record.
GUGGAAGAUAUCACAGCUGUACAUGAAACUGCAAUGGUACAAUUGGAAAAUAACCACUUAGUUGCCAUUACAGUACUGCAGGAUGAGAAUGAAUGCAAGAUUCAAGAACUGAACACUGCUCACAAACUGGAAAAGGCACAAUUAGAAGAGAAUUUUGAAAAACUGCGGCUGACGCUCCAGGACCAGAUAGACAUCCUCACCUUCCAGAACCAAUCUCUUAAAGCCAAAGCAGACCGAUUUGAAGAGGCUCUGAAGAAAAACAAUGAGGAGCAACUGAAGAUUGCACGAGCUCCCUAUAUGCACUUAGAAAAAGAUCUCAAGAGCUUAAAACAUGUUCUGGAAAUGAAGAACCACCAGAUUCACCAACAGGAGAAGAUGAUUAUGGAACUAGAAAAGCAGGCUGAAAAAAAGUUAAAACUGGAAGAAAAAAUCACCGUGCUGCAACAGCAGAAUGAAGAACUCAGAGCCAGGAUUGAGCAAAAUACUGUCAUAACAAGGCAAUUGUCAGAGGAGAACGCUAAUCUUCAAGAAUAUGUUGAGAAAGAAAUGGAGGAGAAGAAGAAGCUGAGCAAAACUAACGAAGAGCUCCUCUGGAAACUACAGGAGGAAGAUGCCGUGAGCCCCGUGAAACUCCCAUCCACAUCAUCCACUUCUUUUUACCGCUGCUCAUCAGCGAACUCCUCUCCAGCAAAAGUCAGAACCUUGCGGCAGUGA